AUUGUCUCCCUUCUGGCCCAAAAGGUUUUUAAGGUGUUUAUAUCUCUUUUCGAAUGUGAUAAAGACGAAGCGAUAGAUGCGAGUAUGAUCUUUUGAAGAAACGAUCCGCACAAUUUUUACUAAUUUAGUUCUUGUUCUCUCUGUUUGUAGUCUAACCAUGCCAACAUGCGACUUGGAUCAUUCAGUUCUCUGUUUCGUUUGUAUUAUUGAUCCGUAGCAAGAGCUUGGGUGCGCCAGAUCAUGUUGCUUUCUUUUCGUUGUUGGAGAUGUUGCAGGUCAUGGCAUCUUCGUAUUCUGGUGUGGUUGCACACAUUUGGACCAAUGCUCCACGCCAAUGAAGAAUUGUUGUCUUUGCUUUCUGACGCAACUGCUACCUCCAGCUCCACCUCUCCACCUGUCCAAGCAAUUUUCUUUUUAGCACGAGCUGCUCGGUUUCCUGUGCGUGUGCCGUCGUGGAACGACGUUGCUAGCGAGGGCACAACUGCUGAAGACGACGGCGUGCAGCAGGCCGGUGAGAAGUACCAGAUUCUACACAAAGAUUACCGAGGACGAGGUAGCCCCGCUCCUCGUGCACGCCCCGAAAAUCCGACGUUUCAAGUGCAAAAUAAUGUAGCUCCGUUUACGACGGCCGUCGACCACGGUGUCCGGGAAGAACCUACUGCUACCGACGCGUCGCGACCUGAGCCGGCGGGCGCGUCUUUCUUGGUCGACGAACCCCUCUUUAUCACUGCGACCACGAUCUGCGCCGAUGAACUACACGUCGAUAAUUUGUUGCCUAGAACAUCAAGCACUGGCGACGAACCGCAGCCUGCUCAACCAGAGCGACAUGCGGAAGACGUCGCUUCAGGUCCCGCUCCGCUGGGCAGCGCUGUUGGCACCGGAGAUGAGCCGCCAAUUGACGACGCUGAAGUUGUACGACCCUCGUCACCACAAGCGAUCCGCCUAGGACCCUACCGCAACGCAAUUCUCGUACAAGAACAGGAUGAAGACCCAGAGCACGACUCCUUGUCCUUUCCGGCUUUCAAGAUGGUUGAGAACAAGAAUAGCACAGUGCUCGCGCUAGCUACCACAAUGAAGCAUUUCGAUCGUCCCUGGCCGGAUUCUGUGGCAUCCUCAGGCGUUCUUGUAGACUCGGAGGAAGUAUUGCCUCUUGAUUGCGUAGCUGCUACGUGCCACCAUCCACGGUAUAAUUCUGCUACUUCGCCUAGCAGUUCUCUCUCGAGUUUUUCGCUGGGUCCACCGAGGAGUGUAGUGCACGUUGCGGAGCAGAGCCUUGUUUCCAUGACGCGCAGUGACAGCUUGCUUGACGCCAAGGAAAUCGAUGUGGAGGUUGAUCCUCUAGAAGAAGUAAACAAGGUUCCGGCACAGUACAAAGCCGGGGAACCUGCAGCUGAACAGGCGACGUCUCCGCCACAUGCCGACUACCCGCAAAAUUCAACAGGUCAAACUACAGGGACUGCAUUUCAUGACAACGUGGGGCUGCCUUUAGGUGAUAUUUUGAACAAUGCUGGUGGGGUAAAAGAUGCUACUGAGGAUGCCUUCGUUCGGGUAGAGCGUAGCGACGUCGACAGAGUGCGAAAACGCAACAAAAAUUGUGCUCCAAGAGCCGCGGCUGCUGGAGGGUCAAGCGCUCGUGGUGUCACAACCGCAGAAGACGUUGACAAGUUCGCAACUGAGUGUUCGGCGACGGCAAGAAGCGGAAAGGACAACCUCCCCGGACUUGAAGCUAAGAGUGGUAGUUGUGCAGCGACAACCGCAAAACGCUCCGGACCAUGCCUUGCGGUCGAGCAACGACCUCAAGAACUACAUCAUUCCUUUUGCGUUUGUUCCGCAGGUUCUCCACUACUUUCACGGCCCGUUUGCGCGGCAGAUGACCUCGACGACGAGCCAAUAGAAGUGGAAUCUACUGCUGGUAGUAGAAGCCAACAAGAAGACCACGCUGCUCUCUACUGCGCCAACAGCGACCAAGCCGAGGCCCGUUACUUUCUCUUUGAGGAGUUGCUGCGCAUGGUGCGCGGCCCGGAUGCGCGCAUCGACCGCUUUCAGAUGCGGGAGCUGCUUGACCUCCUGCAGCUGCCCAAUUUGAUGGACCAUUACAUGACGCACCAAGCAAAUGGCCCGGACUCGCCAGAUGUCGACUGGCUGUCCUUAUGCGGUGCGCAACUCCCCCGUCCCGCUCCUUUGGACAAAGGCCUGGGCAGGAACACAAGUGAAAGUAAGUACCACUAGCAGCGUAGCUUUCGCAUGACAGAUUUGCGCGUAGCAUGAUGUACGUAAGUGUUCUUUGGGGGGCGGUCGAACUUCGUCAUUCGAUUUGAUAAAUGUAUGACCGGGCACGCGUGGUCUUGCGAGCCUGUGAGCCAAGGCCGACAGUGGUCGGUCUAUAUUUUAUGAGCGGGCUCAACCCGCCCAUCACGGUAACCAAAACCUGAGUAGCAUGAAUAUGAACCAGACAGGGGCGCAGUUUUGCGUUGAUUUUCCUGCUCUGUGUUUGACAUGCUGGGUUUUCAGGGACUUGCGCCCCUGCCGAUGGUAGCUUGAUUGUGAUUCGCCGAGGGUGAUUAGAGCUGCUAUUUUGCUCUGCCUUAGGCCGAUUUAUUUCCUCCUGAUUUCUCCAGUUCUGGAGAGGGAGAGUUUAUUUUCAAUCCUAGUUUCGGAUUAUGAUUGGUCUCCCCUGAUUUCUCUCGUUCCGGAGAGGGGGAGAGAGUUUAUUUCCAGUCCUAGCUUCGGGCUAGGUUGGAUUUCUCCUGAUUUCUCCCGUUCCGGAGAGGGAGAGUGGUUUUAUUUCCAGUCCUAGUUUCGGGCUAGGUUGGACUUCUCCUGAUUUCUCCCGUUCCGGAGAGGGAGAGUGGUUUUAUUUCCAGUCCUAGUUUCGGGCUAGGUUGGACUUCUCCUAUUUUCUCCCGUUCCGGAGAGGGAGAGUGAUUUUAUUUCCAGUCCUGGUUUCGGACUAGGUUGGAUUUCUCCUGUUUUCUCCCGUUCCGGAGAGGGAGAAUUGAGUUUAUUUCCGGUCCUAGUUUCGGUCUAGGUUGGAGUUCUCCAGAUUUCUCCCGUUCCGGAGAAGGAGAGUGAUUUUGUUUCCAGUCCUAGAAGUUUCGGGCUUGUUUGGAUUUCUCGUGAUUUCUCCCGGUUUGGAGAAGAAGGAUUUGAGUUCCCGUCCUAGCUUCGGACUACGUUUGAUUUCUCCUGUUUAUUUUCCCCCGAUCUGGAGAAGGGACAUUUAUUUUCAGUCCGAGUUGCGGACUAUGUCGGAUUUGUGCGGUUUUCUCCCGUUUCUGGAGAGGGAGAAUGUAACUCCGGUCCUAGUUCCGGACUAACUAUGUUGGGCGUCUUCUAUUUUCUCCAAUUUUGGAGCGGGGGGCUUCGCCCUAAGUCCGGGGGUUUGAAGUAUGCCCCAGAUUUCUAGUUUCCAGCUCGAGGGAGGGAGGCUCCGUCCUGUUUCGGAUGAUUUCUUUGCGAGUGGCCUCCUAUUCCCCCCUUGCGAGGAGAGAGUAGGGAAUCCAUUUCCCCUUCGGGGUCGAUUUUGUUUGAUUUUCGCAUCCGUUUGUGAUGGCGGAGUGAGUCUCUGCUUGAUUUCGCAUUUUUAUUUGCCGCGCUUUCCCCGUACAAAUCGGAGUAUCCCCCUUGUGUCUCUCAGCGAGCGUGUUUCAGUCCUGUUGUUAGUCGGGCUUGGAGCAGUUUAUCGCCACACAUCUCUCGUGCUGGUGAGGGAGCAUCGGCCGCGUUUAUGCCGUUUCUUCGGGGGCUUCUCCACUCUCCCCGCUCGGGGAGUGGGUUUCUCUUGGAUUUCCACUUGUGAGGGCAAGAAGUCUAUUGCCCCAGGUUCUCCCGGGUGCGGAGAAGGAUUUCAGGGUCUAGCUGCAGGCUGCUUUUCUGCUCUAAUUUCCGGCUUCUGCCGGCUUUGGUUUUCUUGUGGGUCUCACUUUAUUACUCAUUUUCGAGAUGUGCUUGCCCUUGCAGGCUUCUUUCUCGAGGUCUACUUGCAAGGUUUUGCUCCGUUGUAUUCGACAUGGGGCGCCAUUCUGACCUUGGUUAUUUUCAUUUCAACCUUGCUCGGCUUUGUGGCACUGGCGGUUUGAAUCCGUUAAACCUAAAAGAGGGCAGGCGCGAGAUGGAAAGGCUAGGGAUGCGCCCGGCGCCUCGUGCGCCGGGGUUUUGUUUUCGCGGAUUCUUUUGGUUCCGGUUUCCGGGUUUCUGCCGUCCCUAGCUCCACGAGCCGAGUCGAGGGCUUGAGAUGAAAUGACCAAGGUCAGCGAUGGCGCAUGUGGCGCAGGUUUUCCCCUGUCGGGAUGUUUUCUUUCAAGGUAUUCCGAUUCUCCUCUGGAGGGGGUGAUCUUUCUAUAUGGAGCUUCGUGCCCCUAUGUUGUUUGCCUGUGGUUUUAGGACAUCUUCAGAUCCCUGUUGUACAGGGUGCGAGGAGUGUUGUGUCAAGAGUCGAUCCGGUUGCAUCAUUACGCAGCGAUGUGGUAUCCUCUUCCGAAUCCUUUGCCCGCCUUUUUCGGUUCAGGGGGCGAGAAGUGUUAGUCCCUGGAGAGAGGAGGUCGUCGGGCGUUUUUGUUGGGUGUCUCAUGUUUAUCGGGCAAACUUUCGUAUGUGUGUGUGAGGAUUCUUGGCAGGAUUGUAGGGGGCACUGCGCCUUCCCUGCAGGGCUUGGUCCUUUUCUUUCUGAUGUCGCAGCAUGCGCGUUGACCGGAUCACAAGCAUUACCUCGAGGUCCAUUUGGCAUGGUCAUGGGUGUUAGUGUUUCUCGAGGUCCUCACGGCCAUCGUCGCUGAGGUGGGUGUUGUUUGCUUACUGCUCCAGAGGCAGUCUUAGUGAGUUCGCGCGCAUCUCCGGAAGGGUGUCGCAGAUGACGGCUCCAAUCUUUUCAUGGGCUCCGGACUCUCUUUCCCUGUGUCAUGGUGCCGGGUGGCUCCGAGUUUUCUUUGCACGCAGUGUCUUCGGAAAGGAUCCCGCGCCGAAGUUAUUAUUUCCGUUUGAAACACACAGCUUGCGCGGGCGUUGUGGCCACCGCCGCGAGGUCUACUCUUGUGCUUUGGAAGGUUCCUUCCUGGAUAGUUGUUUGGUAUGCAGGUCUUUGACCUGGGGGCGCGUUCAUCCCCGUGGGCUCUUGAUCUGAGUACUUCUUGUUGCUCGAUGACUUUCCAGCAUUUCCCCGGCCGCAUCCCGGCCGAGUUGUCAGGGUUGAGACCUCUUUCAUCAGUGUGCGAGUGGUCAAGCGCACUACGUAUCCGAAGUGAAGCCGGAGCUUCCGGGGAGUUAUUUCCUAUAUUAAAUGUUCUUACGCUGAUUCUUGGGCAGCGCUUCUGCCACUAGCUGCUCUUGUGGUUUCGGUAGUUGACAAGGAUUUUGCUAAGGGCCAGGGCGAAGGCGCUUUGUUUCGCCCUUUUGGAGCCUUGUUGGGAUGCUGUGUGACAGUCUUUGGCAUCUCAGUCGGUGUCGUCGCACGCACUCUUGCGUGUGGGGCGGCUGUUCGGUACCCAAAUUCAUCUCCAGCUGGUGCCGUAGGGUUCUUUGGGUCGCGUCGAUGCGUUGCGUCUCCGCCGGUGGGGUAGGCUCUCCACAUGCUUGGUCGCGGGCGCCUGCACCUCCUGACUCCCGGAGCGCACAUCCAACGAUGAUCAUCCAUAGGAUGAUCUAUCCGUCGGAGAAGAUGUUGACUAGAUCAUAAAAUGUAUGACCGGGCACGCGUGGUCUUGCGAGCCUGUGAGUCAAGGCCGACAGUGGUCGGUCUAUAUUUUAUGAGCGGGCUCAACCCGCCCAUCACGGUAACCAAAACCUGAGUAGCAUGAAUAUGAACCAGACAGGGGCGCAGUUUUGCGUUGAUUUUCCCACCCUCCCGCCCCUCUUCUUUUCUUGUUGUCUCUUCUUCCGAGCGGAUGGAUCAUGAGGCUUCGCGCCGCUUCAUUUUUGAGGUGUGACAGAAGCCCAUCACUUGCAUUCGGGAACGGGGGUAGGCUCUCCACAUGUUAGGUCGCGGGCGCCUGCACCUCCUGAUUCCCGGAGCGCACAUCCAACGAUGAUCAUCCAUAGGAUGAUCUAUCCGUCGGAGAAGAUGUUGAGUAGAUCAUAAAAUGUUGCAUGACACAACCUGAGGGGUACGAGUCGAAGAUGUGCACUCUCAUAGUCCUUCCGGACGGAACUGAAAUCUUUGCUGGCAACGUCGCUAGAGUCACGGUCCCCAUCUUGUUCGCGCGCCGCACCCGCAGCUUUCCCGAUCAUCUGCUCACAUGGCAUUGACCGCUCAGCGGCAGAAAAAGAAGGACCUCGACCACUGGAAGAAAAAAUUGCGGGACGCAAAAAGCUGGACGAGCCGUCCCAGCAAGAUGGACCUGCGGUCGGCUACAAGAACAAUAAGGCUGUACCCGUUGGUGCGGGUCGUGAUCCUCUUCUUCAGCACGCAACUGCUACAGCAGGCCACGGAGGUUCUUGUUCGCAUGUGAUUUUUCUCCCGGUGAUGCUCUUGGUGAAAGGACGUCUACGGCAACUAAUUGGCAGUGCCGACCAUUGGGCCUGCAUUGGAAUCGAUAUCGAAAAUGGAGUGGUGGAGCUCUAUAACAGUACCGCGGGGCAGGGUUUUGCGGAGCUCCACUCCGGAGUAGAAAAAGCAAAACUGUGCAAAGAAAUUACUUCGCGCGCACGAACUCAGCAUGCCCGGGCAUUUCGACAGCGGGACCACAUCAAGGUUGAUACCGCGGCUCCGGACGGUGCGCAAGAAGAGCGUAGUCGCUCGACUGUUCUUGCGGAAGAUGAGAGUGCCGCGAGCUUUUGUUUGGUUGCGUCUGGUGGCCAAGGAGGAACAAGAAGAGCGAGCACCAGUGACGUAUCUACUGGUACUGCUAGUCAACACUGCUAUAACAUUCAAGGCGUCGCCACAAACGCGGAUCCUUUUCUCAUGGUGCAGAAACCUCUAAGUGAGUUCUGGCAACCGGAGAACGUGACCUGGCUGGAAGAUCAUGAUCUAGUAGAAGUAGCUCCGGUGCAGCAAGACGAAGUAGAACAGACUUCCGAGGCGGUGGCGGCGGGUCAAAUCAUGACAAAUGAUUCCCGUGAAAGUGAAGCCCUGACACGGCAGCAAAGGGAGACGCCAGACGACAUAGAAACGUUUCUCGAAACGGAGAACUUGCUGGCCUUUCGCGAACAGCACCGCGGCGUGUUUUCCGCUCUCGCGGAGCGCGUCCUGCAGCACGGCAAGGCCAGUUGUCGACCAACUCAGUUUGUGCGUGGCCAGGGUGGGGAGUCCUUAUCGCUGGCAGACUUUCUGGAAGAGGUUCGGAGCCUCGUGAUGGAAGUGCUUUCUGAGGCAAAGGGCCAGAGAUCCCGUGGCGCGACGGUAGAUCAAGGACGGCAAGAGCAAGAAGAAUGCUCCGUGGAAAUCGACAGCGCCCACGUGCCCCUGCAGCAUGACCGGAACAGCUGUGGCUUUUUCGUGUUGCACUACAUGCUGCACCGCACGAAAUAUCCCAGUCUGCAGGCCUAUCUCAGGGCCGCGCUCCUCGAAACUCGGCGUCAUCGGCUUCGCGCCUGCACCGCUGCAGACAUUAUCGAUCAUGUAGUGGUCGAAGAAACCACGAGCGUUCACGUAGCCGAGACCGGAGGAAGUUGUGCCGUGAUGGCCGACUGCGUGCGCGAAGAGGGUACUGCACCACCAACUUCAUGUUCUUCAACAAACGUGAGCCUCGACGCAGAUCAUCUUUCUGGUCAAGAUGUAUUAGCGCCGGCAGAAGAACAGAAAACCAACGCAGUCUCAGUCACAGCAGCGCAUAUAGUUCUAGAGCACAGGAGACACAGUAUUCAUGAGCUUGCGCCUCGGCCGCAUACUGCAGCUAGCACACAUGAUGGUAGUACCUUGCAGCCCCCCAGCUCCUCCUCCUCGACGCAAGAAGAAAUCCUCGACAGAGAUGAAACACCUGUUGACACGCUGGCUUCUUCCUCUUUCUGGCGGGAGCCGUCUCGCCGAGGGUUUCUCCUUCAGCCCCCCGCAUUUUCCAACGCUGCUUAUCUUGCGAUGCGAGGACUGUUUGGCGAUCUAUUCAGUGUGGGACCACCAGUGCGAAGCGCAGCUGAAGUGAUCAUGAGUGAAGACCAGCAGGGGGUCGCUAACGAGGACACGAGCGCCUGCGCCACUGGGACGAGCAGAGCGGAGGACCGUGCGCCUCUGCAAGUCACAUGCUCGUCACAUUCACGAAGAAGUGCUGAAGAAAUAGAGCCGUCUACCACUUCCAUCGCGACUGGAGCCGCUAGUAAAACUACUGCCUCUUCUACAAGUAGCGUAGCCUCUGCCUCAUCUGGUCUUAUUUCGGUACCAACCGUCCCAGGCGGCGCCUCUACAACAGUGUCACGCUCCCGCAGCGCGGAGCCUACAAACAGUAACAGAAGUCGGUUUUUGGUGUCCGUACUUCGCGACGAGGCGGAGCUUCUGCGGCAGUUAAACUCUGGUUGGAUUUCCAACUGGCGCACCGAAGAAUUAGCUCGACUUGUUGAUCGCCGGGCGGUUCAAAUUUGUCAGGAAAUUUCCUGCGCUGGAACACUUAGUACAGUAUUGGACGACGACUGAUACUGUGCUACUUAGGUGUAAUCGCGGUCGUGCUUAAGUGUAGUCCCGGUCGAUCACCAGAUAUAACCGCUACAGCAACUUUGAUUCUUUGUACCACUUCCACUCCGGGUUCUUUUCUUCAGCUAUUAUUUAACUUCCAGGUAGUUCUUCUUAAUGUACUCAGUCAUUAGUCGCUCAUGAGGCCGUAUUAGUAUUUUGUUUCCGCGUAUUAAGUGUGAGCUACAGCUAGGUAGAGAAAAAUACCCACUCCGCUGUUGCGGUUGACAGUUGUUUCUGUGUGAGAUGUAAGCUGCUAUGCUAAGCACCGCACUUACACUGUGGCUCUCCAAUACUAGUCCGCUAUCUGACUGAUGUAAAAGUUAAUUCUCGACCUGAUUCCUGAUGAUUGCAAAAUGACAAAAAUUUCGAAAUCUUGUCACGAUAGUUCAGUGCUGGUCUCGCAAACUUCGC
Molecule: messenger RNA, 9007 nt
Organism: Amoebophrya sp. A120
Lineage: Eukaryota; Dinophyceae; Syndiniales; Amoebophryaceae
Source: the annotation of a GenBank genome assembly